GGUGAUGUGCCAUGGCUGAUCCUCUCUCCAAAUCCGACCUCGUUGCAGCCUUGGCUCUCUUUGCUGGUGACCCAACCUACUUUCAGCUGGAUCAUGGAACCUUUGGACAGACAGUGCCGUGUAAACCUAAAACAGGAGUGGAUCCCUGCGAGGUUUGGUGCAGCCUCCCCGUGGAGAAACUGCGGGAAAUUUGUAACGUGAUCAAAAUCCGAAUAUUCUGGUGUGCGCUGUUCACCAGGGAGAGCACGUCCUUCGUGGACACCUUCUGUUUGAUGUUCCUGGACUGGGACAUGAAGAAAGUUCAUGAGUUCAAUGUCAUGGAAGACCUCGCUGAUUUAAUUAAAAAAGUUGUUAACAUUCCGCAUUUCAUCAGUGGCAUCCUGAGGAUUGGCACUGGGAUAGAAAAUGGAAGCGCUACAUCACCAAGGUGGCGCUGGAGGAUUUCGAUCUGGUGGCCGAUCUGCAGGCCCUGACCUGCGACAGCUCCAGGAAGAAGAGCGAGGCCAUGAAGCAGAGAGGAAAUGCAGAAUUUGCCCAGGGAGCCCUGGGCUCUGCCAUCGUCUCCUACACCAAAGCCAUCGAGUUCUGGUACUGAGCAGAGAGAGAAGGCGAGGAAGGAUCUGCCAGAGAAAAAGGACCGAAAUUCCUCCAAAUCCCCCCCAGGGAAUUGCCGGGAGCAGAAAGGAGCAGCGAGGGAGAGGAGGAGGAGCCGGGAUGAGCCCGAGGGGGCGGAAAUGCAGGAAAAGGUGACCGAGCCCCAGAGGGCAGAAGGCAAAGGUUCCACGCUGGAGCAGCCUCC
Messenger RNA from Zonotrichia albicollis (white-throated sparrow), 799 nucleotides. The record is from RefSeq and is a predicted model, not a curated record. NCBI's taxonomy places the organism in Eukaryota, Metazoa, Chordata, Aves, Passeriformes, Passerellidae.